AUGGCGCCGAGUAACAGAGGCUGGGCGAUGAUUGAGAUCGUCUCAGUCUUGGUUAGCCUUUGUUUGAUAUCGACUGCGUUGCGAGUGUUUGCUCGGUUGAGGAGGAGAGUUGGCUUUGGUAUCGAUGAUUACCUCAGUAUGGGGGCAAUGGUGCUGAUGAUUGGAAUGUUGAUCGAAUUGAUUCUUUGGUGUGCAAUUGGAGGCAAUGGAACCCACGUCACAGAACUGAGCCCUAAGACCCUCAUGAACUACUGGAAGAUCUUCCUCGCCAACCAAUUCACCUACUUCCUCUUAUGCCCAGCCAUAAAGAUAAGCAUAAUCUGCUUCUACCGCCGAGUCUUUACAACCCCCAAAUUCCAAAAAGCAUCCUUCGCCCUAAACACACUCAUAGCAGCCUGGGGCACAGGAAUCUUCCUAGCAUGCGCAGGGCAAUGUCGACCCCUCCGCGCCUACUGGGACAAAUCAAUCGAAGGAACUUGCUUCAACGCAAACGAAUUCAUAAUCGUCAACCAAGCCUUCAACAUCCUAAUGGACUUCGCCAUCCUCGUCCUGCCCAUCCCAAUGAUCUGGAACCUCCACCGCGCCUGGCAAGACAAGCUAGCCCUAAACGGCGUCUUCGCACUAGGCGCCUUCGUCUGCUUCGCUAGUAUCUACCGCAUUGUCGUCCUCUUCUGGAUUAGUCCGGACGAUCCCACUUACACGGUAUACCAAGCGACACUGUGGACGCACGUCGAACCGGCUGUUGGCUUAAUUUGUUCUAAUUUGCCUAUUAUUCGUGGUCUCUUCCCUGCGUUGAAGCUGAAGAGUUCGCGGAAUGGUACUGGGCCUGCGUAUAUCAAUACCGAUCAUACGAACUCUAUGUUCUUGUCGAAGGGGUCGCCUUGUUCGCCGGAUCUUGAAUAUAUGAAGAUGCAGGCGGGUGUUUAUAAUGCUCAGGUUGAGAGUCCGUCGCCUGGUUUCCUUGGGUCUGACCUUAGGCCGUUGAAUAUUAAUGUUCAGACGGAUAUUUCUAUCUCGCCUGACAAUGGCUCACAGACUACGCUUACUCGUUGA
Molecule: messenger RNA, 1053 nt
Organism: Penicillium antarcticum
Lineage: Eukaryota; Fungi; Ascomycota; Eurotiomycetes; Eurotiales; Aspergillaceae
Exons: 3
Coding region: 1-1053 (350 amino acids)
Source: RefSeq, a predicted model, not a curated record